Molecule: messenger RNA, 1901 nt
Organism: Cajanus cajan (pigeon pea)
Lineage: Eukaryota; Viridiplantae; Streptophyta; Magnoliopsida; Fabales; Fabaceae
Source: RefSeq, a predicted model, not a curated record
AGGCAUGUUUUCUUGAGUUCUCCAACAAGUGCAUAGUUCCCGAAUGAAUACAGCUCAUAUAAAAAGGGAAGUAAUUGAGACUCAAAGGAAGUUCAGACAUUAAAUUUAAGAAGGAGAGGGUGAGGGACCCAAGCCUGAAAAAUGAAAAUGCUACAAAACCAUCCACGACAAAUGUGAAACCAAAUUCCCCUCCUUAUAUUCUCAGCGUGGCCAGCUAGCGCAUCCUGCCACUCUCUUUUCUCUUUCUCCAAGCUUCUUUUUUUUAUUAGCCCCCAAAGCCAGAAACUCCAAUUAUAAGCCACCACCACCACCCCAUUCAUCUCCUUCUGGAUAAAAAGAAAACAUGAAAUCAAAGGCAAGAAGACCAAAAUCAAAACCACUCAUAUUGUUUCUCAUUCUGUCCCUCUUCAUACUUGCAGCUUCAACAUCGUCCUCCAACGAGGCGAAAGCAAAGAGUAACAAUAUUAGCCGCCAAUUCAAAGAAGCCCCCGAAUUCUACAACUCCCCGAAGUGCGGGUGGAUGAGCGAGAGUUUGAUAUGUUCGGAGGAGGCAGUACAGGUGGCAAUGACGCUGGACACGACCUACAUCCGAGGAUCGAUGGCGGCGAUCCUUUCGGUCCUCCAACACUCGUCAUGCCCGCAAAACAUAUUCUUCCACUUGGUGUGCUCCUCCAGCGCGUCCCUCCUACGCGCCGCAAUCUCAAACACAUUCCCGUACCUUAAAUUCAACCUCUACACGUUCGACGAAUCCCAGGUGUCGGGCCUGAUCUCCACCUCCAUCCGCUCCGCACUGGAUUGCCCCCUCAACUACGCCCGCUCCUACUUAGCCAACCUCCUCCCGCUGUGCGUGCGACGCGUCGUUUACUUGGACUCCGACCUCAUCCUCGUAGACGACAUUGCCAAGCUGGCACAAACGCCCUUGGGGGAAAACGUGGUCCUGGCCGCACCCGAAUACUGCAACGCCAACUUCACCUCCUACUUCACCCCAACCUUCUGGUCCAACCCUUCGCUCUCGCUUACGUUCGCCGAUAGGAGGCCCUGCUACUUCAACACGGGGGUCAUGGUCAUCGAUCUCCAGCGCUGGCGCCACGGGGAUUACACCACCAAGAUCGAGGACUGGAUGGAGCUCCAGAAACGGAUCAGAAUCUACCAUUUGGGCUCUCUUCCCCCCUUUCUCCUUGUCUUCGCCGGGAACAUUGCUUCCGUCGAUCACCGCUGGAACCAGCAUGGCCUCGGCGGGGAUAACUUUCGUGGCCUUUGCAGAGAUCUCCAUCCUGGGCCUGUUAGCCUUUUGCAUUGGAGCGGCAAAGGUAAGCCCUGGGCUCGAUUGGACUCCAACAGGCCUUGCCCUUUGGAUGCGCUUUGGGCUCCCUAUGAUCUUUUCCAAACUCCCUUCUCCUUCGAUUCUUGAUUCCCAUCCAUCUAUACAUAUAUACUCACAUUUAUAAUAAUAUAGAGUUAUAUAUACAUAUCAUAUCAUACAAAUAAAAUAACUGUGAAUAUAAACACCUCCAUAUUUUGAUGGAUGCGUCAAUUCAUCUACAUCUACUUUUCAUUUCAACUUAAUAAAGUUCUGCAUACAGUAUACACCAUUCAUCAUUCUUCUCCCCCCUUCGGAUCCUCUGCUUUACUUUUUUAUUUCUCUACUGCACUACGGUAAUAAUUAUUCGAGGUUAGUUUGGUUUUCGUAGAUAUCAUCAAUCAUGGGUUCAUGCACGUGGAGCCUUACUUUAAUCUUGUUCGAUUUCACACGGCCGUCAAAAUAAUAUGAAUCCAUCGGAAGAUUAAAACUUCAGAUGAAGUAUUUCUAUAACACGUAAAAAAAACGUUUAAUUAGUUUCGAUUCAAUGUGGGUAGUGGGUACGAAGGUAUUUAUUUAUAAGAGGAUCAAACUUUUUUCA